AUGGAAGAUCAAGAUGUGAAUGACUUGGAGCGCGGACCUCAGGCUGGCCCUGAUCAUCCCCCGGAGAACGUGGCAUCAUGCGCCGGGCAACUUAAUACGCCAGAUAUACCCACUCUUGUGACUGCCCCGGCUGGUCGUUACAUGAUCCAUGGCUACUGCGUUUCCGCUAGCUGGAUCUUUAUGUACGCCUAUCAUCAUCAACUCCUAAAACUCGGUAAACGUCCCAAUGACGUGAAAGCCCAGAGAGAUGUUAGCAGGACGACCAACCGGUACGAUGUUAGGACCAUCAUUGUACCGAAGAAAUGUAUAUACAAGAUCCUUCACGAGGAUACAAAUGAUACUUUGAGGUCGAUGGAUAUUGAGGGCAGAAAUGGGUUUGAGCCUUGCUCAGUGAUUGGUUGCCGUUCGAACGAGGAUGCAGCUGCGCUCGCUACCGCCUUUGACCCUGAACGGAUCCAUUUGGUCUAUAUCUUCGACGCCACAAUGGUAUAUCACUGUGACGGAAAGAAAGCACCCUAA
Somion occarium is the source of this 519-nucleotide messenger RNA. The record is from the annotation of a GenBank genome assembly. Lineage: Eukaryota; Fungi; Basidiomycota; Agaricomycetes; Polyporales; Cerrenaceae.